Messenger RNA from Pyricularia grisea, 1147 nucleotides. RefSeq lists its product as uncharacterized. The transcript has 2 exons. NCBI's taxonomy places the organism in Eukaryota, Fungi, Ascomycota, Sordariomycetes, Magnaporthales, Pyriculariaceae. The coding region runs from base 254 to 1147 and encodes 297 amino acids. Gene Ontology annotation, cellular component: cytoplasm; nucleus. The record is from RefSeq and is a predicted model, not a curated record.
CGCCCCCCUUUUGCCCGGCCCCGUCAUUUCUUUUCGUGUUUCAUCUUCCCCGCCCUCGUAGUCAUUGGUUCUGCCUUUUUUUUUUCCUCCAACAGACCGAAAUUAUCAUCAUGUUUCUCCUACUUUUAAGCGCCCAGCAUUUCUUAGCUGUCCGACGUGUCAGGCUCUAUACCGACAAUUCGGCACCGAGCGGGACCGGGAGCCCAAGCGCACCAAACACCGGUUACAAGGAUAGACCAUCGGAGCAGCAGAGAUGUCUCGCGUGCGAAUAUUAGCGCUUCACGGGGUGGGCUGCUCCGCAAACAUCUUGCGCGCCCAGCUCUCCACCUUUAUCCGCGCCGUGGACGAUCACUACGAAAUCGUCUGCAUAGACGGCUUUUUCGAAUGGACCCGUGGACCUGGCAUCGAAAAGAACAACCCGGGUCCAUUCUACACCUAUACGCAAGCCUAUGGCCCAUCAGACAUUCUUAAAUCCCACAAAUAUCUCCGGGAUGUUAUUUCAGAGCAAGGUCCAUUUGACGGCGUCCUCGGCUUUAGUCAGGGCGGCGCAAUGGCACUAUCCUAUCUAUACCAACAACAACAAGACGGAUUGACCCCAGACUUUAAAUUCGCCAUCCUCCUCUCCUCCAUUGUGCCCUUCUCAGCGGACCCCCGCACGCACGAAGAAGCAAUCAAGCAUCUGUGCGAUCCUAUCCAAAACCCAUUGCCCCCUAACCCACAACAACAACAAUUAGCAUCCGAGGUUCGAGACAUUCUGCUACACACAUUUACAACCUCGAGUAAAAUCGGCGCCACCGCGGCCGGCUACGAUAACAAGCACUUUUUCCGACCGGGCGCGGACCCGGCCGACGUGCCGCGCGUGCUGCACCCACGCCUCCUGUUCCUGCCCGGCGGCGGCGGCGACGGCAAGACUGCCGAUACACCCACGCGGAUCGCAAUACCAACGGUGCACGCCCACGGUCGCAUGGACUUUUCCUUCAUGAAGGAGGCGUCCGAGGCGGCGCGAGAACUGUGCGAACCCCGCCUCGCCAGGUGUCUGGUGCACUCGGGGGGUCAUUCUCCGCCGCAGCAGCCAGACGAAGUCGCGGAGCUGGUGCAGGCGGUGCGCUGGGCUGUGAGGCAGUACCGCGAGACUGCCCAUUUGUGA